Molecule: messenger RNA, 1431 nt
Organism: Mesorhabditis spiculigera
Lineage: Eukaryota; Metazoa; Nematoda; Chromadorea; Rhabditida; Rhabditidae
Source: the annotation of a GenBank genome assembly
AUGUUUUUGUUUAUCGUGCUCGCGACCGCGGCCCGGGCAGCCGAUAUGGAUUUUCAGCCGCUUACAAAGGAUUUCAUCAAACAAAUCGACAGCGAAAAAUACAAUAAAUAUGCGACACCAACCCAAUAUGACGGAAUCGCUACGAAUGUGACGAUGUACAUGUACAUCGAAGGUAUUUCGUCGUUCAGCGCCCAGACGAUGGACUAUCAUUUGGAUAUGUAUUUUCAGCAGGAAUGGUGGGAUCGACGUUUGGCGCAUAAUGGGUCGUCUCCAAUUUUAGUGAAGGAUAAGGAGGUCUUCAAACGCAUGUGGCACCCAGACCUUUAUUUUGCCAAUGCCCGCUCGGCGUCUUUUCAAGAAAUCACGGAAGACAAUUUUUUGGUGUGGGUAUAUCCGGAUGGGAAGGUUUGGUAUGAUUGUCGGAUUUCCCUCUGCGUAAUUUGCGUGCAGAAUCUGGCAAACUACCCCCUGGAUCGGCAAACGUGUGAGCUACGGAUAUUGAGCUAUGCGUACCCGGAGUCACAGCUGCGGUUACGAUGGGCUGAAUUAAAUGGCGUGUCGGCGAUCGAUCGAAAUGAGGAGAUUCGGAUGCCGGAUAUGGCCAUUCAGAGCAUCAAAACUGGCGCUUGCAACGGGACAUAUGCUACGGGUACUUGGAGUUGCAUGACGGCCGUUUUUGACGUGGAGCGCGAGCGUAUGCACCACAUCAUGCAAACUUACCUCCCAACGGCCUUAAUAGUUGUCAUAUCAUGGUUCAACUUCUGGCUGGACGUCGACUCAGCGCCGGCUCGUGUCUCGUUGAGCAUCACCACGCUUCUUACCAUAUCUACGCAAGCCAAUGCUGUAAAGUUGGCUUUGCCUGAAGUGUCUUACAUGAAAGCCAUCGAUGUGUGGAUGGGUUCUUGUAUGGCAUUCGUCUUUGGUGUGAUGAUUGAGUUUACGAUUUGUCACUUCGCAAAGAAUCAGGAAUUGACGAGGGGCGAGACGCAACCAUCGCUGAUCGUGGAUACAGCUCUCUCAACGCUUUUCGGCGCUGCGAGGGACAUUGACGACUUGAAUGACGAUGAUCUGAUGGAAAAAUCAGAUCAAAAUCACAUCGUCUUGAACAUGCUCAGCCCCGAGCGCAACGAGCCGCGGUUACGGAAUAUUGAUGGAAACAGCAAUGGGACCAGCUCACGAUACUACCCAGGUGCGGAUCGGCUGAAGCGGAAGCGGUCCAAAGCCAGUCUGGCCAGGAUAAGGGCGCAGGUAGCGCGCAUGCAUCACGCUACCGCUACGGUUUCCCGAAGAGCCCUGAAUUGGACGAGGACUUUGAGGAAUCUGCGGGGUAGACGAGUGGCCCAGAGGAUCGACGAAAAAUGCCGGAUAGCAUUUCCCAUGGUUUUCCUGAUUUUCAACAUUGCUUAUUGGAGCUAUUACCUCGUCAUUACG